Closterium sp. NIES-65 is the source of this 2772-nucleotide messenger RNA. NCBI's taxonomy places the organism in Eukaryota, Viridiplantae, Streptophyta, Zygnematophyceae, Desmidiales, Closteriaceae. The record is from the annotation of a GenBank genome assembly.
AUGCCCGUGAGUUGCAGAACCCGGGUCGCAACCCCUGCCUUCUUCCUCCCUUUCCCCCUUGUUCCCCCCGUUUCCCAUUCUUCCCGCCAUUUCCCCUUUCUGCCCCCCUUUCCCCCUUCUUCAACCCCUUUCCCCUUUCUUCCCCCCUUCCCCCUUCUUUCCCGGUUCCCCCCUCACUUCCCCCCUCCUUUCCCCCUUCUUCCCCCAUCUCACCAUUUUUCCCCCUUCCCCCCAUUGUCUCCCCCUUUGUGCUCGCUUUAUAUUUCCCUUGCCCUCGUCCCCUUCCCCCCUUGCCCUUUCCCCUGCUUCCCUCUUCCUUCCCUCUAUUUGCGCCAGCCCUCCCUCCCCCUCCCCCUCUUGCCCCUCCCUUUCUCAUUCUCCCAACCUGCUCUCUCCCUCCCUCCCCACCUUCCGUCGUGGGUCCUUCCCCUCUUCCUUUUCCAACUUUCCUUUCCUCUGUCCCCUCCCCAUCCCCCCCGUGCCUGCAUCCCCUCUCGCCAUUGCACUCCCAUCUUCAUCCACGUCCGUUCUCCCUUGUUGACUUUUGAGUUGACUUACCUUCAUCCCCUCCCGCACUUGCCCUCCCAUCUUCUUGCAUGGUCUCCCUUCUGUUCACUACGAUCUCCCUUCUUUCCCCCGCUCUCCCCUCUUUUCCCUGCUCUCCCCUCUUUCCCCCGCUCUCCCCCCUACUCUCCAUUCUUUCCCCCGCUCUCCCCUCUUUCCCCACGCUCUCCCCUCUUUCUUUCCCCCCGCUCUCAACUCUUCACCCUGCACUUUCCCUUUUCCCCACGCUCUCUCCUCUUUCCCUUUUUCCCACGCUCUCCCCUCUUUCCCUUUUCCCCACGCUCUCCCUUCUUUCCCUUUCCUCCCCGCUCUCCCCUCUUUCGCCCACGCUCUCAUUCCCCUGUGCCCCCCCCAUCUCCCCCCUAUACGCUCCGCCUCUCCUCCUGCCCUCUCUCUCCCCUCUUCAUAUUGUGCCCUACCCCUCUUGUUCUCUCAGCCUCUCCCAUCUGCUCUUCCUCGUCCUCCCAGGUCUUUGCCCCCUCCCACUUGUUCCCUCUCCCACUCCUCUCCUAUCCUCUCCCCCCUUUCCCUGCUCUCAUACCCUCGUUCCCUGUUAUCCCUCCUUCCUCCUUGCUCUCUCUCCUCUCCCCCAUCUCUCUUCCAUUCCCCCCCCUCUUGACGUCUCUCGAUCUCGACUCCCCAUGGGAGCGUUGCACAAUCAGCAGCUACACCAAUAACCGUACCUCCCGCGCUCCUCUCCACGCCUUCCCCGCCCUUCGUUCCCUCUCCCUCCUCCUCCCCGUCUCUCAUCUCGACUCCCUUCCCCACUGCUCCUUCCUCACCCCCCUCGCCCUCUUUAACCCCCACCCCUCCACCCUCUCCUCCCUCGCCUCCUCCUCCUCAGCCGUCCGGCCCAUCCUCAAAACCUUAAACCUCAAAUCAGCUGAACUAACGGCCUGCCUCGCACCUCUCGCCUCCUUCCCCUCCCUCUCCUCCCUCGAUCUUCAAACCUGCAGCAUCGACCCUUUUGAGCUGCAUGCCCUCUCUCGCUCCCUCCACACGCUCACUGACUUGGGCAUAAUCAACUGCCCUUUGAUCUCCAGCCACUCCCUCGCCACCCUCGCUCAAACAAACCUGGCUCUCUCCUCCCUCUCUCUCCACACCACCUCAUACCAUCUCUUCAGCGCACAAGGCCUCUGGUCUCUGUUUCACGCCCCUCCCGCGCACCUGCACACGCUUUCAUUCUCCGGGCUGCCCUCCUUCCGCCCCGGCCUGCUUGCCCACUGCAGCGGCCUGCAAUCUCUGACGAUAGCAGGUCGGUGGGAGAUAGCACCGCGUUUCAGCGUCAGGGGUUGUGAUGAUGAGGCGGGGCAGGAAAUGGAAAGAAUGGGGUGGGGGUUUGAUGAUGAUUGGCUGACUUGGGGAGGAAGUUUUGGAGAGGUGGAUUUGGGGGAAGCGGCAGCGGCGGCGGCGGUGCCGACUCAGCAGGUGUCUCUAGAGAGUCUUGUGAGUAUGCUGGUGGUGGUGGUGCGGAGGGGAGGAGGAGAGGGGGGAGUGGGAGUGGAAUGUAAAGAGGAGGGUGGGGUUGGUGGGGAGGAGGGUGAGGUGGAGGAAAGUGAAGUAGUGGAGGAAGGCAAGAGGCAGGGGGCUGUGGCGAUUUUGGAUCAAGCUGCAGCGACAGAGAGGGAGCAUGCGAUGAUUGAGGCGUUCUCUGCUGCUGGUGUGUUUGUGAAGAGGGAGAGUCAGGGAGGAGAGGGCGAAGGAGGAGCAGGCCUGCUUGAAGAGAUCGAUGGGAUACUGCUUGGCAACGACGUUGCUGGGACCGGGAGUGAUGGUGAUGGUGCUGGCGAUGCUGAUGGUGGUGGUGAGAGGGAGGGGGAAGGUGCUGCGGGGAACGUGAGUCCUCGCGCGACGGCGCUGGGUGUGAUACAGACGCUAAUGUGGCAGCUGGGUGAGGAGAGGAGGAACACGUAUGAGACCUUCGAACGCAUGCGCUGGCGCGUAGCUCGUGGUGCUGCCGGCUGGCCUGCACAUGAGGCAGGGCUCGCAGCAGCAGCAGGUGGCAUUCUUGGUGGUGCUGCUGCUGCUGCUGCUGCUUCUGCUGAUGCUGGGGAAUUUUCACUUCACCACCACUCCCCAGCCUACCUGGCUGCCUCCGCACCUCCCCUCUGCAUCCCCUCCCAUGUGCUUCACAUCUUCCAGUCUACCCUCCUCAUCCUCCUCUGCGUUUCCCUUCCCGAGCCCGAGUGCCCAGCCUCAGACCUUUGA